Molecule: messenger RNA, 1684 nt
Organism: Sorghum bicolor (sorghum)
Lineage: Eukaryota; Viridiplantae; Streptophyta; Magnoliopsida; Poales; Poaceae
Product: UDP-glycosyltransferase 82A1
Exons: 2
Coding region: 1-1434 (477 amino acids)
Molecular function (GO): UDP-glycosyltransferase activity
Source: RefSeq, a predicted model, not a curated record
AUGGCUGCCGAGCUCACGCAGCGCUGCAUCGUCUUGGUGCCGUUCCCAGCGCAGGGCCAUGUCACCCCGAUGCUGCACCUGGCGCGCGCCGUCGUGGACCGCGGGCACGGCAACAUCUCGGCCACCGUUGCCGUGCCCGACUUCAUCCACCGCCGCAUGGGCCAGUUCUCCGCCGCCGAGGUCGCCCUCGUGUCCAUACCCAGCGGCGUAGCGGACGACGGCGGCGACGACGAGCCCCCCGGAUCCGGCAGCUUCCUGCACGCCAUGGAGCACUACAUGCCAGCCCAACUGGAGGGCAUGCUGCUGACGGCGCGGCGCGGCGCCGAAGGAGCCCGCCGCGUCUCGUGCCUGCUUGUUGUCGUCGAUCUCCUCGCGUCGUGGGCGAUACCCGUGGCGGCGCGGUGCAGCCUGCCGGUCGUCGGCUUCUGGGUUGGGAUGUUGGCGACAUACCGUACCGUGGCGGUAAUCCCGGAGCUUAUCGGCAAGGGCAUCAUCUCUGAAUCCGGUAACCUACUGCCAGCAGACGGAACCAUGAAAGAUCACAAGAACAUUGGAGAUCUCAACAUAUUGCCAGCAAAGUUAAAACUGAGAUUCAAAGAUCUUCCAUGGCUCCUGGACAGCACGCUUCCUCAAAAGUCAAGAAUCGACUUCUGGCUUCAGGCACUUGAUCGUGCAAAGUGCCUGCCCUGCAUCCUCGUCAACUCCAUCCCCAACGAAGGUGGCAACUCCUCUGAUGACCAGCAUCAGUAUGAUCUGCCACAGGACCAGCAGAUGCUCCAACAAGUUGGUCCCUUAUUGUUCAACGACGACUCCUCAAAGAAGACGACCUCCAUGUGGCUGGCUGACAACACCUGCAUAGAUUGGUUAGACAAGCAGAGCCCUGGUUCAGUGAUUUAUGUUUCGUUCGGGAGCUGGGCUGCACCGAUCCAACCUGACAAGAUCACUGGAUUUGCGCGUGGUUUGGAGGCCUCUGGCCGGCCAUUCCUGUGGGCUCUCAAGAACCACCCGUCGUGGCGAGCUGGCCUCCCGGAUAAUUACGAAGAGAAGGUUUCCGGCCGUGGCAAGAUCGUCUCGUGGGCGCCGCAGGAAGACGUUCUCAAGCAUAGGGCCCUGGGCUGCUAUAUUAUGCACUGUGGCUGGAACUCGGUGCUGGAAGCUGCACGGCAAGGGGUUCGCAUGAUAUGCUACCCUGUCACUGCAGACCAUUUCAUCAACUGUGCCUACAUUGUUAACAUGUGGGAGAUUGGGAUUGAGCUGGCCAGCAGUGACCAGAGUGAUGUGAAAGACUGCAUUGAGAGAGUCAUGGAAGGCAACGAGGGAAAGCAUUUGCAGCAAAAGGUAAAUGAGUUGAGAGAAACAAUCACGGUUGGUGAGGCCAUGGGUGUUGCCAAGAGUAACCUCAACUUAUUCAUGGACAGAAUCAAUAACAUUUAGGUUGAUAAGGGCGUAAAAGAAUAGGGCAAGUAUUAGUAAUACUGACAGAAUGAUCAUGAGAUGGUCCAUCCCUAUUUCCAAUAGUAUCUCUUUUUCUUGAAGUCAAAUUUUAGUUUUAAGUUGAUAGUAAUGCAUUUGCUUCCGAUGUAAUCCAUUUGUGUCGUCCCCAAGAGACCCUUAACGUUGUGAAAUGAAUUGGAAAGACGGUGGGGUAACACAAAUCAAUGUUACCUUUUCUUCAGGUUGCGCU